AUGGAAUAUGUCCGUUCUUCUUUUGUCUCUCCGCCUAGCAUGUCGGUGGCCCUCGAAGCAGAGGAGACAGGCGUUCCUCAAGGAGCUUCCUACAGGGAGUGGCUGGAUCAUGCUGCCCCACCGAUUCAGCUGCGCCGUAGACACAGGAUUGGAAGCCCUAUUGUUCUGAGCUUGGCAAUUUUGUUGGUGGCGACCGCCGUGGCCUACAUGGUCUUGCGAUGCGGGAAGCUCCUUACCAGGCUACCUCCGCCUACGCCGUUCUCCGCAAGGCUGCUUUCUUCCGACGUAAUGACCGCACAGGCAGCAGCAGCAGCAGCGACAGCAGCGGCAGCAGCGGCAGCAGCGGCGGCGAACGGGCCAGUUGCUUUCGGGGCGACGCAGGCCGAUCGCGCAGAGGAGGAACUGUGCAGCCGGCAGAAGGGGUCAGUCAGUGCAGCACUGUCUCACAUUUCACUGGCUGAGGAUGAUGAAGGGGAAGAGUUGGAAACCCGAGGAAGCUUGAGUGAACUCGGCCAGCACAGUGCCCCUCCCGCGGAGGGCACUGCGCACCGCAGAAGGUCUUUGCUGCAGGAUGUCCUGACCAGGACUCAGCGCUCUCAUGGCAGCCCCUCCCGUGACAUCGGUGCCCACCGGCAGCGCGGCAUCUCCAACACUUUGUCGCAGAGCACUGCACAUAUUGGUCCAAGUCCAUCGCGCAGCACUUUCGAUCUCAACCGCCGUUCUCACCACGCUUCCCACGCCUCUCUCAUUUCGCAUAAACUCUUGACGCUUCGCAAGCCCCAGGGGGAGCCGCCGUAUUAUUCUUUCCCGUCUGUACUUGACCCCGCAGCAAGGUCGGCUUUCAAGACCUUCAUGGAGUUUUUGAAAAGCCGUCGCUCUCAUCGGGGGAAAUCCUCUAAAACGAUUACUUUUACGCUAUCCGGCGUGCAUGUGGCCGUCGAUGUCGUGCAACUGAAAGGCAGUUUUGGGCGUAAUUGGCCUGACAAGGCCACCUUGGGAGGCACUGGUGAAAAGCUGGAGCAGGCUGUCUGGAAGGCAGUGGGCACAGUGUGGUCAAGAGGGGGCGAGCCACAUGUUGCUGCUGAGAUGUUCGAGGUUAAACAGGAUGGAUCUGAUUCGCAUUCGGGGAAAAUAGAGAUAACUGUCACAGCUUGCAACGAGGGUCAUCGGUCUUCUUUUGACAGCGGGUCGCCUUUGUUGGAUCCGUCAAGAGAGCAGGGAGCCGUUGGAGGCGCCUCUGCUGACUCCGGAUCAGGUGAAGCCUCACGCAGAGGAGCUGUUACAUGGGGUAUGAUGGAGGGAUCGCAUGCAAGUGGUGGCGCAGAGAAGCUGGACCGUCGUGAGGCACCUCGCGCCAGAUGGGGAAUCCAUUCCCCACAGGAUGUUGCAGAACCAUUUGAUUUGGGGGCUCGCUCACCUUUACAAGGCCCCGAGCCAAGUCGCAGUGUUUCAUGGCAGGAUGACCCCCAUAAGGGAAGUGUUUCGUCAGCGAAAGCUAGAGGUUCAACAGGUAGCGGUGGAUUUUGGGCUUCUUCAAGUGGGCUACAAAGCUCAGCACCAGAAGCUCAUGACGUUAAAGCUUCGUCUAGUUCCACGAGUCACGCACUGCCAGAAAGCGCGCACAGCGAAGGUGGAAGUGGCCCUUCAGAAGGAGGCCAGGAAGUUCGGGCUCCACAUUCCAAAACCUGGUUCAGCAAGCUGAGGGGUCCGAGGUACUCCUUUCCUAAGAUUAAAAAUGAAUCCGCACGGAUUGGUCUUACAAAACUCAUGAAAAAGGUCAUGGGCUUCUCCUUGCCAUCCUGGGCGAUGCGCUCAGUCAAUGUUACCUUCGACGUUGACGGGAUAACUGUGGAUAUCACUGCAAGAGAGCUUAUGCACACCACAUGGGGUGGAAAGACGAUAAUUGAGCAGGCGGCCCCGAAAGUCGAAGAUGCCUAUUUAAAGGCGGUAGAUAGAGUGCGACGCAAGCUUCCAAGCUCAUCUGCUGCUACGGAGACCUGUAGCGCCCAGAAGCUGUUGAGAAAUGGCGUCGUUGCUGGUCAGAUAGUUUUCAUUGUAACAGCAACUUUUGUGCAGCAAGAACCAGGCUUUGUCUUGCAAUUUGGGAGCGGAGGAAAGCAAAAGGAAGAUUCUGAUGAAGAUGAAAAGCCGCAGCGCAGCAAAGGACACAAGAAGAAAAGAUCUUCAGGACUGCGCAGCACAGUGUCUCAUGGCCACUUAGAUGACGCAUCAAGUUCUGAUGAGUGGUGA
Molecule: messenger RNA, 2250 nt
Organism: Eimeria tenella
Lineage: Eukaryota; Apicomplexa; Conoidasida; Eucoccidiorida; Eimeriidae
Exons: 14
Coding region: 1-2250 (749 amino acids)
Source: RefSeq, a predicted model, not a curated record